Messenger RNA from Fusarium verticillioides 7600, 1015 nucleotides. RefSeq names its product murein transglycosylase. The record is from RefSeq and is a predicted model, not a curated record. The coding region runs from base 249 to 821 and encodes 190 amino acids. Gene Ontology annotation, molecular function: acyltransferase activity, transferring groups other than amino-acyl groups. NCBI's taxonomy places the organism in Eukaryota, Fungi, Ascomycota, Sordariomycetes, Hypocreales, Nectriaceae. The transcript has a single exon.
GUUAAAGAUUGUGACAAAAAAGGGUUCUCCUGUAUCGGAGCUAAAUAUUUUAAAUAUUUCGAGAAGUCCAGUUGAUCUCGACAAUUUGUUCUCUGAUACUCAUACACCUCUCAAUUGAAGCAAGCAAGCAUUUGUCAACUGUUGCAUUCAAUUCAUCUCAACUGAAGUGUCCUUUUCUCUGAGAGCUGCGAGCGUGCGACAACAUCUCAUCUCACACCAACUGAAGCUAUUCACAACUCACACUCACAAUGUCUCUCACAUUCCGCCCCGCAACACCACAAGAUGUCACCCCCCUCCGCGCCCUCAUAAUGUCAGCCUACCGCGGCCCCGACUCCCGCGCAGGCUGGACAACAGAAGCAGACCUCCUCGCCGACGAGCGCAUAUCCCCCACAGAUCUCCUCGCCAAGAUCACCGAUCCCAACGGCGCAGUCAUUCUCGCCUUCACAAGCUCCCCCUCAUCAUCUGGAGCAUCAACACCAGAAGGCGACAGCGAUCCCCGUCUCGUCGGAUGCUGCGAAGUUGUGCAGAAAGACUCUGAGCGCGCUUACUUUGGCCUCUUUGCGGUGUCGCCGAAGCUUCAGGCUGGUGGUAUUGGAAAGCAGGUGCUUGCAUAUGCGGAGAAUUACGCGGUUAGGAAUUGGGGAACAAAGAUCAUGACGAUGUGGGUUAUUUGGACGAGGAAGGAGUUGAUUGAGUGGUAUAUUAGAAGGGGAUAUGUUAAGACCGGGGAGAAGAGUCCGUUUCCGUAUGAGGGGCUUGUUAAUGGUAAGGCGUUGAGGGAUGAUUUGUACUUUGAUCAUCUAGAGAAGGUGUUGGCAUAGACAGAUAUUGGAGAAUCAUAGACUAGAACAGCGAAGAGGGAGGGAGAAUUAGACUAAUGAGACAUGCGAUUCACACAGGCAUCACAAUCAUAGAGAAAAGAGUUGCCAAACAAAUCGUCAAUCAUAGGCUACUCUGUCACGACGCUAUAUACAUUCAAAUGCCCUUAUAUGAUCAUUCCACCUUUUUCUUUGGG